This is a messenger RNA of Drosophila teissieri, 5691 nucleotides long. RefSeq names its product synaptotagmin-7 (gene Syt7). Gene Ontology annotation, cellular component: membrane; axon; synapse. Gene Ontology annotation, molecular function: phosphatidylserine binding; calcium ion binding; clathrin binding. Lineage: Eukaryota; Metazoa; Arthropoda; Insecta; Diptera; Drosophilidae. The record is from RefSeq and is a predicted model, not a curated record. Gene Ontology annotation, biological process: calcium-ion regulated exocytosis; vesicle fusion; cellular response to calcium ion. The transcript has 5 exons. The coding region runs from base 18 to 488 and encodes 156 amino acids.
UAGUAUUUUCAAAUGACAUGCGCAAGGAGUCGAGCUUUUCAUUCAAACGAGCUCUUAUAAAAAUAUGUAUUCGACGUGUUUUCAUUGGCAUAAAAAUGGCAAGCAUAGUUCUUAUAGCUUGCUUGGCUAUAUUGGGCUUAAUUAUUUCAAUAGCUCUUUUUCUUGCUGGAGGAUACUUGUGGUGGAGGCAUAAAAGAUCCCAGUUACAGUUUAUUGAACCAAAUGAAGACGAGGAAUCUAGUAGUUAUAGUCUUCGGGCUGCUCAGGAUAUUGUGGACUCUGGAAAUCCACCUACAAAACCGCAAGUGCCGGUGACACAAGCUAUCACAACUCCUCUGCAAAACAAUAUUAACCGAAAACUAAAUGGAUUUUUAAGUCUAAGAACUCCUUUGAUAGGCGUUUCGGGAGCCUCUCAAACAAAACCGCAAAGCGUUUCUUCUGUUGCAAAUCCUGGAGAUGGGACUACAAAAGAUUCUGCAGCUGUAUAGAUAUAGGACAGUAAACAUUUUUCAUAUGUACUUAUCUGCUGAUUUUCAAACUGUAUCGAAAAGUGGACAGACGGACAUGACUAUAUCGACGCGCCUCCUGGGUUAUAAAACGGAGGUAUUUUCAUUUUAAGCUACCACAUUCCGCCCAUACCUAUGUACGUAUGUUUCGUUAAUCAAGCCUGGGCGAGGUCCAUCGUCUUCACUUUUGCUGGGAUGUCCUCCUCAAGGGAAUCCAGGCGAACGCUGUUUCGGAAACAGGUGCUGUAGAUUUUGGAUCUUGCUGUUAAAGCUUUCGUCUCGAAGUUGUAUUAUUUUUCCCAUUCUUAACUUUAACUAAAUUUAAGUUUUGCUUAUGUGGUGGGAUAAGAUUAUAAGUUAAUAACAUAUUAAAAUAAAAAUAAACUUUUUAAUAAUUAUUUUGUGGUAUGGCCUCCAAAUCAGCCCUAUUAGAACCUUGACAUAUUGGUCCUUGUCCACUGUUGUCAAUUAGGAUAUGCUUUGGCUAAAAUGGGCAAACCAGGUAGACAAAUAAGUGAGUUGUGAUUUAUUUUAAAAAACUCGUGUAAAUUUAGUAUUUUAUUAGGCCUAGUAUUCAGGCCACAAAACCGGCUUCCACCAAAAACUUCAUACUCGUAAAGAAAUGGAUAUACUAGUUCGUUAAAACGUUCGUUUCUACGCCCACUCUCACAAGCCCAAAAAAUGUCAUAUUUAUUUAUAUUUAAUUUAUAUUUAAAAAUAUUUGGAUACACAUCUUUAACGCCCAGAAACCGCUCAGUGCCGUCACUCCCACACUUUUAGAAAAUGUUUUUUUUUCCUUUACUACUUUCCUUUUUUACCAUUUCUGCUCUAUCCAAGAAAAUGGUUGAAAUUUCUCCCUAGUACAACGACUAGCUCAGUAACGGUUGUCUGUUAGUUGAGGAAAUCGAAGAAAGGUAUUGAUAUUUAUGUCAUUGAUAUUUAUAUUAGAAUUAUUUCCACUUUUGAUGUCAUGUCUGGUUUGGGUGGUUGUUAGCGUUCGAGUGGCGUGGCCAAAAAUUUAUUGGCAAAUCGAUAGAAAUUUACGAGUCUAAUACAAAAAUGACAACAUUUCAAAACAUUUUUUAAAAGUGUAGUCGUGACAGUUUUGUGCGGUUUGUGAGCGUUAGGGUAGGCGUUGGCAAUAUUUGGAAACUGUGCGUCUACGUCUCUGGAAGCUGCAUAUUUAAUUUCAACAUUCUAGCUUUUAUGGUUCCUAAGAUCUCGCCAUUCAUACGGACAGACAGACGGACAUGGCCAGAUCGACUCGGCUAUUGAUCCUGAUAAUGGAUUCUUUAUAUGAUUGGAAACGUCUCCUUAUGCCUGUUACAUACUUUUCAAGGAAUCUAGUAUACCCUUUUACUCUUUGAGUAACGGGUAUAAAAGUCGAGGAAAUGUGCCAGCCGCAGACUCAGGAUUAAGAGGUUCAAAGGAACCGGAAUUCCGAACCGACACUGCAGCGGAAUCGGCAGUAAACGCAGCAUUUGCGCACCUACCGCGCAGCGUAGGAGUCCGGAGUAGGCGAUGUGUUGAGGGACAAGAUCCGAAACGGUUUCCUUGGCAUAAUGAGGAUGCUGAUCGAGGUAUUGAGGCUAACUCAAAAAAACCAACGGUCGCUGCCAAAGGACCUGGAUCGCCAGGCACAGGCUCACAGCAAACAAGCCGGCCAAGGCAUACGCUAACGCGUAUAGACCAGUGGAGAGGCCUUACCAACCAGAGAGGGGUAGAGGUAGCGGCAUCGGCCACCAGUCCUAAACUCCCCGCUUGUUGAGAGCAGUGGGAGCUAUUUACCGGAAUUACAUAUUGCCGGUAGAAGUGACCAUCCUUCACGCUCGUGUUGGACCGAAGACCGCAGGUCCGCAGAGGUUUAGGAAGACCCGAGACGGUGACGGUAUGUCAGAGAGUCAGGAUGCAACGCUAUUUAAAAGUUCGAAAUCGAAACUACACAUCAGAUGAGCGGCAUGCGGCUAGUUUCAAGGAAGGUUUGAAACGCGAGGGACCGCUUCAGGAUCAGGAUAUCUAAACGACGACGGCUGCCACAAAGCGCAUCGGUUCUUGGGAUCCUGGACCCUUCGCAGAAGUGACGAUCCUGGGUAGGCACCGGGAUGCACACGGGAGCCAGUGCUAGCGUAAAAGCACUAGGUGCCAUCCUUACUUCUGGGUGAUAAGAACGGCGUCUGACGAAGUUUGGAUCAUUAUCAUUAUGGGGGUUAAUAAGUUAGACAAUAUCGUUCUAACUUUUUCCUUACCUUGAAGAAGCUACGUACUUUGGGAUCGAUUUCGAGCCGUUUCAACUAGCACCAGCGGGUGUAAAAAAUCCGUGCCAAUGCUAAUGGAGGAAACUGCAAAAGAGUAUGCCAGGCAAAUGGAGCACUACGCUGACCUAAAAUACAUGGACGAAGCAAGGGGUUUUAUACUUUUUAACGGGAUGGCAUAGGAGUGUCUAGCGUGGAAAAGCAUUCAAUAGAGCUAGUCGAAAAAUAUCUUCAAGGAUCAACCAUAUCACAUGACUCCAGCAUAACAAACGGUGGUUGAGAAUGAAAAACAAAAUGCUGGCAUUGGGCAAUCGCACAACGUUGGUGUCCGAACCGGGAAAAUAUCGUUUUUAUCUGGAUGCUCGGAAGCUGAACGCUUAGACGGUGAAGGAUACAUACCCUCUACCCAGCGUCGAUGUAAUCUUCUCUAGGAUAGACCUGACGCACUAUAUCUCCAGUGUGGACCUCAAGUUUGCGUUCUGGAAAAUCAAACUGGACGGCAAAAGCAAGGAAUAAACUGGGUUUACGGUUCCUCGAAGACCGUUGGACCGUUUUUUAAGUUGGCCCUGCCGAGCGCGCCGGUCCUGGUUCAUGCGGAUUUCAAUAAACAUUUUGCCAUCCAUUGCGACGCAUUUCACGUUGGUUUAGAAACGACACUGUUUCAGCGGAACCAGGACGGUGAAGAACCACCGAUCGCGUUCUUCUCGGCCAAGAUGAAUAAACACCAGGUCACAGAGAGGGAGUGUCUGGCAGCCAUUGUAGCCUUUCGGAAGUUUGGUGCAAGGUAUGCCGUUACGGCAUAGGUACCAACCACUCUGGUAGCAAUUUAAAUGCGUGUAGCAAUUUAAAUCCGGAAAGACACUCUCCUUGGUGAGAUCUAACUAAAAUCUCUACUGAUGUAUGAGUAGACCCUUGGAAAGCAUACUUAACCCGUGGUAACGAAAUUACCGAAAUUUCAUGGGCCAAUAUAAAGAACGUGCUGCAAAUCCUCCAGUGAAUCGCCUUCCAAGAAGAAUAGGCCUAGGAACUACCUGCGUUGUCGUCGUAACCUACCACACCGAAGCACUGAAUAGUGCACCGGGCACCAUAAGUGCAGUAAUAUGCUCCGAUAUAUGGCUCGAAGACUAAAUACCCAGUCAGCUCGAAGCACGCACGCCAAUGCUUCAACGACCCCAGUCAUUCGCUGUCAAAAAGAUUCGACAUGGCUGAGAAAACCUAAACUCUCGCUGACUGUGAUGCCAAGUUACCAGCAGGUGCGGACAUAUGGUAUAUUUGCUCCAGCGAAUCUUACCGAAGGAGUGCGACUUAGCGCACCUCUAGGUCUACGCAUUAUCUACGCAGCAUUAUCACCGUCUUGCUGGUCGAAACGGUCACACCGACUUCCGCUCCCCACGUUUUAAUGAUAGACAUCAGUUGCGCUACUUUUUCAUCGAGCACGAAUCGGGAAUUUCCCUCGACGUGAAGCAGCAAAGCACUCAAGGCACAAGGCAUCUGAGCAGUACAUCUAUCAUCAGAUCCCAAAUGUGUGGUCCUCUGAUGGAUCACUGCGGACACGCCCUGGUUACUGGAACAUUUAAAAUUCCAAAACUGCUUCGGAUAACUGCGCUUCAACCUGAGAAGAAGCUCUGCCACAACCCCAUCUCUCGGCAUUCUUUUUAAAGUCCUAUUUGACAUCUGCAGACUUCCGAAAGAACUUCGCUCACACUAGCAUUGAUCUCAAAAAUAUCGAGGGCCGAUCGGACUUUCUCCGCGGGGGGCAAUCGGUGCAACAUGCUCCGAUUACGGAGAGGGACACGCGCAGUCACUCCAGUCAGUGACGACUGGAUCUUUCAAGCAUUUCCUGCGUAUAUUCUGUAUACGGCAUAAGGAGCUGUCGGGACGACUCGUCAGAUGGUCGCUUCAGCUGCAAGGAUACCAGUUCAGCAUCGAACAUCGCAAGGGAAGCUAGAACGAUGUCGCCGAUAACCUGUCCCGAUUCGUCGAGGAAGUCCUCUCGGAUCUAACAAAGUUUGUGGGGUUUGAGACUACCGAAUUUGCUGCAGAAAAUUAUCUGGAGUUAAUGCAAGAAGACGAGACCAAUAAGAAGCAUCAAAUGGCGAAGACAUUGGGGGUCGUGCGACGAUACUUCUAUUGGCCAGGGAUAACCAUCCAGGUACGUGAGUUCGUCUGCAAAUGUGGGGAAACCAGAGCUCCAAACUUCAAGAUGCAAGUGGGGAUAGGGAAAAGUGUAGGAAUUUGUGCUGAGCUCGCACGUUAAGUCCUGAAAGCGAAGGUGGUCGAGGCUUUUGACAAUAAUGCGUACAUACUGGAGCACCCACAAGGACCUACUUGCUAGGAGUGUAUCACGCCAAAUAUAGUACCUAUGGAGACAAUAUCAAGAACGAGAUUCUUCCCGUACAGUGUGGUCCCCACGAAAGGCGCCGUUCGAACUUGCCUACAUCAUUGCCGUCCUUCAAAGCUACCAAUUAUUUCACAGUAUUAGGUAACCGUAUACGUAUUUACAUACGUCUGCUUUCUGUGCGACCUUAUAAGCGCCGCCGAUUGCGGGGCUAGUGUUUUGUUAAUUUUCAAGACAAUUUUCACUUUGACCUUUUCCUUAAAAAAUAGACGAUCAAGGAUGAACCCAUGAAGGGAUGGUUAGAAUUGUAAAUAAUAGUUAGAAUUAAUUAGUGGCCCUAAUUAUCAAAAAUCGGGUUGCUUAACUAAAAUCCUUGAGUGAGGCGGAGGAGAUGGAGCUGUCAUAGUUGUCUGAAGCAACUCUAACUUACUUGUAAUUUCCCCUAAAGUCCUCCCGACAUCGUAAGUUGAUGUGUGCGCAUGUCCACCACGUCCACGGCCUCCAGAACUUUUAUUAUUUGUCGUUUGAUUGUAUUCAAUCCUUUUGUUUACCUUUUAUUGGUUUUGGUGAUUAGAGAAGGUGUUUGAUAAUUUGU